UCUGAGAGGGGCGGGGCACCAUGAGGAAGGGUUCCCGAUUCAAGGUCACGGUUCUGGGUAACGAAACGUCGAACUAAGUUAUGUUUCCUUUCACUGUGUGCUCCACCCACCCCGUGCGGUGACGGGAGUGGGGGCGUGCGAGAGCGAGGAGGCGGCGCGUAGCCGCGGCGACCCGGACCUGCUCCCCGGUAGCGAACCGGGCCGCGUGACCCCUGUCCGCGUGACCCCUGUCCGCGUGACCCCUGGCGAUCUCUGCGGGGAGAGCGGCGCGCGCGUGCCCGCCACGUGCGUGUUGGGGGCGAGCGGUGGUGCAGCGGUUAGCGCGUUGCGCUACGAACCUGGCGAACCGAGUUCGAUUCCAGCUCACGGCCACCAACACCGAUUAUCUGAACCGGUGCCGGGCAUCCCCUAGGUUGACGCGGCCUCUAAUGAGUAACUGUUGCGGUGUGUAGUAAACAUUGCCACUGGGGAGACAAAGGCGGUCGGCCGUGGUGCAGGCCACCCAACCCUCUCGUGUGCUGUUCAGGCCUUCAUAGGUGCUCGCUAACAGCACUUGCCCCAACAGUCUGUUACGGCUAUACGGGGGAUCUUUGUGUGCUGUGUGCAACAUCAACAGCAGCAGCAACAUCGGCAGCAUCAGCAGCAACAUCGGCAGCAUCAUCAGCAGCAACAACAGCAGCGUGAAUGAACACGAGGGAGUUCCUCGCCUGUCUGGCGGCCGGGGGGCUGGCGGGUGCGAGCGUGGACCUGACGCUCUUCCCGCUGGACACGCUCAAGACGCGCCUGCAGAGCGCCCAGGGCUUCGCGCGUGCCGGCGGCUUCCGUGGCGUCUACGCGGGCGUCCCCUCGGCGGCCGUCGGCUCCUUCCCCAACGCCGCCGCAUUCUUCGUGACCUACGAGACUGUGAAGGCCGCUCUGGGCAGCUCGCCCCUGUCACACAUGGCAGCUGCCUCCAUCGGAGAAGCCGUGGCGUGUCUGAUCCGCGUGCCCGUGGAGGUGGUGAAGCAGCGGGCGCAGGCGACGCGAGUGGCCACCCGCCAGGUGCUGGCUGCCACGCUGCAGCGCGAGGGUAUCUGGGGUCUAUAUCGGGGAUUCAAAAGCACCAUCGCCAGAGAGAUCCCAUUCUCCUUUGUCCAGUUUCCACUGUGGGAGUUAUUGAAGGAUAGAUGGGCGAUCCACCAGGGCCAUGAGGUGGACUCGUGGCAAGCCGCCACGUGUGGAGCUGUGGCAGGGGGGGUGGCCGCAGCAGUCACGACGCCAUUGGACGUCGCGAAGACAAGGAUCAUGCUGGCCAAGGCUGGAACAAACACGGCGGAAGGAAACAUCACAGCAGUGCUCCUGGGCAUCUGGAGGAUACAGGGAUUGUCUGGGCUCUUCGCUGGGCUGCUCCCCCGCGUGGCCUGGAUCAGCCUGGGCGGCUUCAUCUUCCUCGGGGCCUAUGACAAGGCUCGCCAUCUCCUGUUGCUCGCCUCGUCAUAGCCGGAGCCCGUGGCCGCGGCGAGGAGCCGUUGCGACGGCUGGCUACGCCGGUGCCGCGUCAACAACGGGCACCAGCUGACUUAAAGCUUUCGUGACUGCAGGAAUUCAUAUUCUCGGGUCUUUCGGUAAAGUCACGUAGAUAGGUUAUGUUUUGUUAUUUUCUUUGAACCUAUCUACGUGACUUUCACGAAAGACCCAAGAAUAUGGGCACCAGCUGGUGAACAACGGGCACCAGCUGGUGCACGUCUUCGCGGAGCUUGUGACUAAGGAGGGCCCUCUACUGGCACGUUUAUGUAAAUGCAGACUGGGGGUCAUGUCACGAUCCACCUUGCACCAGCACCCGAGCAGCCGCUACUUUUCAGGAUUGUGAGAGAUAGCGAUGGCGUGGGGAGGCCUUCAUCCAGCAGUGGAUUGAGAAUGGCGAGUGACGACGACGGUGGCGGCAGUGGGGUCGGGCGUGGAUGCCACGGCCGUGGAGCCCCCUGGCCAGGAGAGGAGCGGCGAGGAGUCGCUCGCCGCCUCCCGAGGCCCUCUGCGUUGAGCGGCAGUCGCGGUCUCCUCUCCCCCACGGGCGGUGUGCCUCACCUUCAUCCACAGAGCGCCUUGCUAGGCGCUAUUUCAUGGCUGGAGCGUUAUAACCGAGUUUCUUUGCCGCCGUUGUGACGUCUCCCGCUGUCCCUCGCUCCGUCGCCGCGUGGUCGACGCUUAUUUGUCGCCAGGCAAGAGCCCAUUGAGCCCAGCAGUCGAUUUCUUCAAGGGGUGACUGCAUUUCCUUUGGUACGGCGAAAGAGGUCAUUUCAAAUAUGUAAACUAAAUCUAGAAAACAGAAACAAAUCUGUUGAUACAACUCAGAAAUUUGUAUUUAACAAUAAAACUGAAACAAUGUGUGCACUCGGCGUGUUACUUUAUACAAUAAACGUAUUCAUACUUAA
Lethenteron reissneri (Far Eastern brook lamprey) is the source of this 2411-nucleotide messenger RNA. It is a transcript of the gene SLC25A26, whose product is annotated as solute carrier family 25 member 26. Lineage: Eukaryota; Metazoa; Chordata; Hyperoartia; Petromyzontiformes; Petromyzontidae. The record is from RefSeq and is a predicted model, not a curated record.